Molecule: messenger RNA, 648 nt
Organism: Parasteatoda tepidariorum (common house spider)
Lineage: Eukaryota; Metazoa; Arthropoda; Arachnida; Araneae; Theridiidae
Source: RefSeq, a predicted model, not a curated record
AUGGCCACAAACAUUGAGCUCCUUAAAAAGAAACGCACUACAUUAAGAACAUCAGUUACUAAGCUAAUUUCAAAGAUAGAAUCAGAAAUUCAAAAAAACGAAAUAACUGAUGAAGAAACCGAAAUUGAACUAAUUAUUGAACAAUUAAAUGAUAAAUUCGAGUCUCUCAAAACAGUUGAUUCUGAAUUAGAAAAUCUGUUUAAACCAGAGGAUUUAGAUAAAGAAUUAGAAACUGCAGAAGAAUACCGUGAAAAGACAGUAACGUGGAGAUUUAAAGCUAAUAAAUAUUUGCAUAAUUUGAAUCAAAAGAAAAAUAUUCGGGAACCUCUCAAUUUUCCCCAACAUAUAGCUCCUACUACUAAUCGCGAAGUGGAAGUAGUAACGAAACCAGAAAUGCUGAAUAUAAAAUUACCGAAGAUAGUAAUCCCGAAAUUUUCGGGAAAUAUAAGUGAUUGGCUUACUUUCUGGAACUCUUUCGAAACAUCGAUACAUAAGAACAAAUCGUUAGAUGAUGUCAAUAAAUUUAACUAUUUAAAAGCUCAUCUAUGUGGAACAGCUUUAGAAACGAUAGGAGGUUUUGCUAUUAUUUCCUCAGAAAAUUAUGUUAAAGCUAUUGAUUUGCUAGAACAGCGCUUCGGAAGAAAAUAA